Molecule: messenger RNA, 4522 nt
Organism: Pelmatolapia mariae (spotted tilapia)
Lineage: Eukaryota; Metazoa; Chordata; Actinopteri; Cichliformes; Cichlidae
Product: poliovirus receptor-like
Exons: 7
Coding region: 25-1164 (379 amino acids)
Biological process (GO): homophilic cell-cell adhesion; heterophilic cell-cell adhesion
Cellular component (GO): adherens junction
Source: RefSeq, a predicted model, not a curated record
GCAAAUCACAAGAAAGAAGACCAAAUGAAGCGGAUAGAGUUACAUGUUUUGUUUAUGUUUUCACAGACAAUUACUAUGAUAAUUCAGCGCCACUCCAUGUUUUCCAUGAUACCCUGUCGUUUGGUGAUAAUAUCUGCGUUCCUGCUGACCAGAGAAGCUGCUGACGCUCUUCAGGUGAUUGGUGGAAGUGUGACAGUGGAGCAAGGAGGUACUGCUAUCCUACCGUGCUAUGUCAUUGAUACCAACGAUGACCUGACACAGAUUACCUGGCAGAGGAAGACGAGAGAAAAACCUCACAAUGAUAAUUUCCUAACUAUCUUACCCAGAAAUGGACCACAGUUUGUUAAUGGAGACGAUGAUCGAUUUAAAUAUGUCGGGAAUUUUAACAAUAAAAAUGGAACUCUCCAGUUAUCCAAUGUUACCCUGAAGGAUGAAGGCAGCUACACGUGCAUCUUCACCUUGUUUCCCAGUGGAAAUCAGAAGACUGAGAUACCUCUAAACUUGCUUGUGCCUCCUUUCACAAACGUCAAGGACAACCUUCCGACUUUGGGCACAGAAGAGGUUUUAUUUGCUACCUGCACGGCUGCUGGCUCGAAGCCUCCUGCAGAGGUGAGGUGGCUCACUGGUGCUUUGGGAGACAAACUGAGGACGACAACAAACUCCACCCAGUAUAACAACGGUACGACUACCACAGUCAGCUCUCUGUUUGGUGUUCCUACGAGAGAGAUUAAUGGUCACCAGGUCCAGUGUGUCAUCAGUGGUGACUCCCUGUCUACAGAAGAAACCCUGCCCUUCACCAUACAGGUCUACUUUCCACCCACAGAAGUGAACAUUAGAGCAAUUUCAGAGGACUCGUUUGAGUGUGUGACAGAAGCCAACCCAAAUGCAAAAUUUAACUGGAGCAGAUCUGGACAGCCUUUGCCACAGCCUGGUGUCAAAGUAGAGGGUGUAAAGCUACUACUGCUGAGUCUGACCUCUGAUCUAAAUGGCCUCUAUCAGUGUGAAGUAUCUAACACAUAUGGACGUAAACAUGGUCAGCUCUAUGUGCAUGUUGCAGCAGGAGCUUGUUCUGCUGCUUGGGCCUUAUUUGGUCUUUUGCUUACUCUGAAUGUCAUUGGGGUUGCAGCAUCGUACUUCUUUAAAUCUGGAUGUUUUCAAAGGUAACAGGUUAAAAAGGCGCCAGCUGGACAAUGCUUGAAGGUUGAAACCGAUGAGAACAACAACAAUUCUUCCCAGAGAUAUGAUAACAAGAAUGAACUGACUCUCCUGCCCUAUUCCUCAAGGCCACCCGCGUAGGCUGUGGACUGCUGAUUUUCACCUAAUAGGUGAAAGGAUACUGUCUCGGGCUGAACACAGGAUACACAUCCCCACACACACGCACAAAUGUACAAUGAUACUGAUACGCCCUUACCACCACCCUCCCCUGCCAGAAUCCAACACCUCCCAUCCUUUCCUCCCAUCUGAUGUGGUCAGCGGCCCAGCUGGAGGCACAAUCGCGAGAUUGCAGUGUCCCAGAUGCAGCUGUUCACACUGGAAUAUUUUCCCAUGUUGCUUGUCUGUGUUUUACUGUGUUAUGGUUUCGUGAUAUCUGUGCUUCCUUUAUGUGUUAUGAGUUUUUGUUUUUCUCAUCAUACUGACUCCCUUUUGGGGACCAGUAUGAGCUGAAUUCAGUGUUGGGAAGGUUACUUUUAAAAUGUAUUCCAUUACAGAAUACUGAAUACAUGCCCCAAAAUGUAUUCUGUAGCGUAUUCCGUUACGUUACUCCAUGAGAGUAACGUAUUCUGAAUACUUUGGAUUACUUAAUAUAUUAUCAUGCUGUUUACAACUACGUGAAUGUACUAUUGCUGUGAUUUAUUACUGUUACUGAAGGUCCGCGGCUCCGAACCGUAGUAAAGGGACCUCUGGCUAAUACGUCGGGUUCCGUGUCGGGCUGGUAGCCGAAAAAUAGCUUUACUUUGUUGUGUGGGUCAACUUUGCUUGCCAGAGACAGAGAGAGGCGUUGAAAGGCUGCUCCAACGGAACUUAUUGUUUCGGAGGAAAACACGAACACAGUGUACAGUCGAGUCUUAAUAGCUUACUUACAGCUGGGCUCGUCAGGCACUCUUCUUGGCUGCAGUGGUUAUUAUUAUAUUUACAUGCUUCCAGCUCCCGUUUUUGCUCCGUAACAGCUCGGACUUUCCUUUCUCUCCCUCCCUCGCUCACAGACACAUAACGUGUAUGGCAGUCCAUUCUCCCUGCAGCACGGACUACACUGCCCAUGAGGCUACAUUCUUUAGGGCCAUGCCUGUAGCAUUCUGCCUUUUAGCUUAGCACAACAACAACAACAACAACAAAGCGCUCUCUCACCCAGGAAACACGCAGCGAGAGAGCGCGUCACCCUGUAACCAUGGCAACCGUAACGCUGCCGCCUGGAACAACAGAGCGUAGCUGUCAAACAAACCCAAACAGUCCUGACCCGCGACAAUAUGAAACAGCAAAGUACCGCCGUGUAAUCCAUUUAUUUCACCAAAGUAACUGUAUUCUGAAUACCACCUUUUUAAACGGUAACUGUAACGGAAUACUCAUAUUUUGUAUUCUAAAUACGUAACGGCGGUACAUGUAUUCCGUUACUCCCCAACACUGGCUGAAUUUCCUUUUUUCUCCUAGAUUGCCCUUCUGUUUUACACAUUUCAUUGUUUUUCCUUUUUGCUACCUAGCCUGACCUGUCUCCCAAAUGUGAUGUUUGUGUAUUGUAUGUAUCUCGAAAAAUGCCAGACUAUGAUGGUUUUGACUGUUUUUUAAACAAAUUACAGUUGAUGCAAACUAAAGUUGAAACUGUCUGAAGACAGGAGCAGAAGAUGUUGUGGACCUUAAAACAUGGCAUGUGUAACUGCUGUUUUUAGACUCUGGACACUAGCUGUGAGUUUUCUAAGGAAAAAAGAAAGCAGAAUAAAAAAGUGAACAAAUAAGUAAAAAUGUAAGUAAAACUAAAACUUGUGUGUAUUGCAAUUAUGCAUAGUUAUGGUAAUUUAGCUACAAUUUUAACUCUACUCUUGCUAAAUAUUUCCUGGAACACCCACACGUGUUGGGUAAUGUUUGUAAAAAAUAACAAAUCUGUGCAAAAAAACCCAAAAAAAACAUGUGGACCAAAAGUGUAUAACCCAUAAUGGUCAGUUCACAGAAUUCUCAGUUAAACUGGAGCACGUGCAGGAGCAGUACACUGGCUUGUGUGCUAAACCUGCCUUCUGUUUUACAGAGCCCAUAAAAGCCAAGAAAAAGUGUUGAAGAAAGUCGUGUUUUCAGUGAUUCAAGAAGGUAAAAAAAGGAAUUCUAUUUGUGCUUUCAUUUCUCACUCUAUCCAGGCCACUCACUCAUUCCAGUUUUCCAUGUGCAAUAAAAAGGCUGUUGAGACAGCCACCCUCCUCUCAGUUUUUACUUAUGUUGUCUAUGGCCAGAGCUGGGAGGUUCAUCAGUUAUGUUUGUAUAUUAAAAAAAACUAACCUCCCAAUACUACUACCUACAUUUCCUAUUAGUUUUUCCUUGACUUUGCAGAAGAUCUAAUCACACUUCCAGCUGACUCCUUAACAAUUUGACAAUGUCUGCUUUUCCAAAUUUACAAAGAUGGACUACAGCUUGUGUAUCCUAUUUAACAGCAGUACAUUCUUACAGUAAUGUAUCACCCAGGUCAUAUAAAAGAAUGUUAUGACUCCUUUAUAAAAACUGAAAGUGAAAAUAAAAUGUGUGUUGUUUUUUCCUUGUUUUUUUCCCCCCUAGAAAUGACUUCUAGUAGAAGUCAUUUCCUCUUUUGUUAACACUUUUUUGGCUGCAACUCAUGGAAUGAAAUGAAAAACAUGAUUUGCCACAGUUAUUUAGCUAUUUAGCACAGUGAAGCAUUGAAGGGUCUUUCUUAGAGAUUUCAGAUGGCUUUUGCUAUGGCUGUUACACAUGUACUUCUGAGUUAGGAACCUUUACAUUUGACUACUAAGCUGCACCCCUAGCAUAUCUAAAGCAUGCAGCAGGCCAGUCUUUCUCUCCUCUUUUGCUUGAACCAUUUGUAACAAAAUUGGGCACUGUCUGUCUGUGAUGUUUGUUUUGUUUUAAACGGUUGGGAGAGAGCUCCAUACCUGCUGCUUUUACAAGAUUAUCGGUGAAACAGCCUUGGAAGCUGCUUGUAAAUCUGUUUAGUCUGAUGAUGGUAUAACAUUGUUUUGGGGGAUCAACUUUCCCAGUGAAUUAAAGACGAAGUGGGAUAGUGAGAAAGAUUAGAAAGAAAGUAGACAGGAGUACUGGGUGUACUGUUAGGUGUCCAGCAAAGAACAAGGUGUCAAAGGAAAAGGUUUUUUCUGAUAAAGCUGAUGAGCUAUAACAUAAAUAUUUGGAAAAUAAUAAGUUUUCUUCUUAACCCUAGAAGCUAGGUUAAGAAGAGAGGUGAUGAUCAGUGAGCAGCAGCAAAGAAAAUGAGCACAGGAGGUGUAGAGAAGGGCCUAUUGUAUAUGGUAGAACAAGCACAGUUGGAAUAAGAAAUAAAAGUUACAAAUUUUAG